AUGGAGUCCCCCGGCCGCUCCAGCAGGCCGAGGCCUCUCCUCGCCUCCCUCUGCCUCGUCGUCCUCCUCCUCCUGGCCGUCCUUCCCCUGCAGCCGGCGUCCGCCGUGCCCACGUCAAGGAGCAUGCGCCUGAGGAGCCAGCAGCGCCCGCCGUCUCUGAAGCUUUCCUCUCGGCAGGAGAUGACGACGGCGGCGGCCGGGAAGCCGCGGGGCCGGGCGGCGGCGAGGAUGGUCGUGGAGGUGAACGACUACCCCGGGUCCGGCGCCAACAACCGCCAUGACCCUCCCAAGGGCCCCGGAAGAGGGUGA
Molecule: messenger RNA, 309 nt
Organism: Triticum turgidum subsp. durum (durum wheat)
Lineage: Eukaryota; Viridiplantae; Streptophyta; Magnoliopsida; Poales; Poaceae
Source: the annotation of a GenBank genome assembly